CUCGAGCUGUGGGGCAGCGUCCAGCGCUUCCCAGGCAGGGAAGCUCCGGGAAGGAGCCUGUGAAGCGGCGCCUGCCUCUCUCCCCGUGGCCCCAGGAUGGCGGACUCGGAGCGCGGCGCGGCCCCGGACUGUUCGGCCGCCUGCAGCGCGUUCUCCCGAACCCGCAAGGGAUUUUACCUUGGUCGAGACGGUGAGCGCCCCUGGGGCGGGAGGAAAGCUGGGGCUGGUCGGAUGCCUGGAGCGCCUGCGGGCCGGGUGCUGUGCUUGGUGAUCUUCAUCUGUUACUCGGCCUCGCGAGUCGCGGGCUACCUCAGCGUCCCCGUGGUGGAGAUGGUCCUGGCCGCUGUCUUCUUUGCCAUCUUCAUGUUCAAUGUCCAUCACCAGCUGCAGUUCAUCAACUGGCCCUGGACUGACUUCUUCCGGGCUCUACUGUUCUUGUCCUCUUCUUCAUCACCUCACUCAUCACCGUCAUCAGAAACACGGAUGCUCAGAGCACAGUGGGAGGGGUAGCUGGGGCUGGUGGCCACCCUCCUGG
Sarcophilus harrisii (Tasmanian devil) is the source of this 535-nucleotide messenger RNA. RefSeq names its product proteolipid protein 2 (gene PLP2). The coding region runs from base 97 to 510 and encodes 137 amino acids. The transcript has 5 exons. The record is from RefSeq and is a predicted model, not a curated record. NCBI's taxonomy places the organism in Eukaryota, Metazoa, Chordata, Mammalia, Dasyuromorphia, Dasyuridae.